Messenger RNA from Nicotiana tabacum (common tobacco), 1500 nucleotides. The record is from RefSeq and is a predicted model, not a curated record. Lineage: Eukaryota; Viridiplantae; Streptophyta; Magnoliopsida; Solanales; Solanaceae.
UUGUCAAGAGAUGCGAAACCCAUCUCCACCUUCCAGUUUACUACACGUGGACGUCCUCGAUCGCAAAUUUCCCUCCAUUACAAUAAUGUCGGUUACGUCGUUUCUCUAUCAGACACUCCAUAUGUAAAUGGCCUUUCUCUCUUGUUUCAUUUUCACGACCAGAAAUAAAUCAGAAACACACACACAGAUAACACACACAAACCUCUAAAGUUGCUGUAGCGUUUCAGAAAUUUUGGUUGAUAGAGCUACAAGUUACACAUAUGGUGUCUGUAUACCCAACACCACCAGCGGGUCAAGAUUUCUACUACAUAGGGGAUCCGACGAAAAUGGGUCUUCCGGGUUUGCAUCCGAUACAAUCUGGUUCUAAUGGAGCAGGUACACUUGGGAAUUUAAAUUCGAGUACGGGUUCAGUUGUACCCGAUGACCAUAACAAGAAGACCCGGAAGCCCUAUACAAUUACCAAGUCUAGAGAGAGCUGGACUGAGCAGGAACAUGACAAGUUUCUUGAAGCUCUUCAGCUCUUCGAUCGUGAUUGGAAAAAGAUUGAAGCAUUUGUUGGGUCGAAGACUGUUAUCCAGUUUUAUCUUCAUUUAGUUCGUGCCAAUAAAAGGAUAUGUUGCAGUACCAAGACAGAGAUUACAGAGAUUACCGCUUCUUUCUUUGCAGUUAUUUUUCUGUGCAGAAUAUUUUAUCAAUUCAAUAUAUUUGAUUUGUUCUCCUUUCCUUUUUCAAUUGCAGUUAUGCCAGACUUUGCACAAGUUUACAGGUUCAUUGGCAGUGUCUUUGAUCCAAGUACGAGGGACCACUUACAGAGGCUAAAAAAGAUGGACCCCAUAGAUGUUCAGACGGCACUGAUGUUGAUGAAGAAUCUGUCCUUCAAUUUAUUGAGCCCUGAAUUUGAGGAUCACAGGAGGUUGCUCUCAUCGUAUGGCUUGGGCGCUGAAAAAGAUAAAAUGGACCAUCCUAUAAAAACUGAUUUUAGAGAGAAUGCAAUCCGAGCUGUCUAGGAAUCUGGAGGAAGUUUUAGAAGAUGCGUGGUCAUUGCAUAUACCUGGUGGAGACAGAAGAGAGGGCAGCGUGAUGCAAACACGUGCAGCUUGUGUAUCUAGUCUGUUUAUAUGGUUCAAACUUGCAAGUUGUUCGCAGUGUUUCCAGCUCCAUUCUGUAUAUACUUUUAGGGAAAGACAAUGCGGGAGUAGAGAUACACUUUGAGGGCUUGUAUGUACUUGUGGAGAGUAGUAUAUGUUUGUGCUGUAUUAUAGGUAGAUGGCGUAGGGCUUGUGUUGUAUAUUGUUGAGGGGUGUGCCUUCAUGGGUUUUGUCCUAAAAAUGUGUAAUAGGUUAGACACGUUUGUAGCAGUGUGUUUAGCAUACUGUUUGGCAAUGUUGAGAAGAACGGAAAUCGAAACUGUGGUUUUGAAGAAAUAGAUCAGUCACCUAAAUGAUAAAAACUGUGUAAGGCGGAAAGAAAGCAAGGAGCAUAAAUAGUGUUAAAGGUGGA